Messenger RNA from Paralichthys olivaceus (Japanese flounder), 634 nucleotides. NCBI's taxonomy places the organism in Eukaryota, Metazoa, Chordata, Actinopteri, Pleuronectiformes, Paralichthyidae. The record is from RefSeq and is a predicted model, not a curated record.
UCGGACCUCUCGGCAGAUCUUAGUUUUUCCGUAGACGGCCGACACUCGCCAUGACGCACAGGACGGUGGUGAUGUACCUGGAGAUCGGCUCCUUCGUGUCGUGCCUGUGCGGCUGGAUCCUGGUGUGCUCCACGCUGCCGACGGAGUACUGGACCUUCUCCGAGGUGGGCAGCAUCGUGCUGACCACCUCCAACUACUACUCCAACCUGUGGAAGGACUGCAUCUCCGACACCACGGGGGUCUCAGACUGCAAGGACUACCCCUCCAUGCUGGGCCUGCCGGUGUACCUCCACGGCUGCAGGGCGCUGGCGGUCUGUGCCGUCGUCACCGGCUUCUUCGGAGGCGUCCUCAUCCUCGUCGGGAUGAAAUGCACGAAGAUCGGAGGCUCGGAGAUCGCCAACGCCAGAGUGACCUUCGCAGGAGGGGUCACGUACCUGGUGUCAGGGUGCUGUGGGAUGAUCACGUACUCGUGGUGGGCCAACAAGGUCAUCAGAGAGUACUUGGAUCCACACUUCAGAGCACAGAAGUUUGAAAUUGGAGCUGCGAUUUUCGUUGGCUGGGGAGGAUCCCUCCUCCUGCUGUCCGGAGGCACGGUGCUCAGUUACUUCUCUGGAAGAGAAGGUCUACCAUCAAG